Molecule: messenger RNA, 3227 nt
Organism: Symsagittifera roscoffensis
Lineage: Eukaryota; Metazoa; Xenacoelomorpha; Acoela; Convolutidae
Exons: 2
Coding region: 303-3125 (940 amino acids)
Source: RefSeq, a predicted model, not a curated record
CGCAGCUGAUAUUUUUCAGGUAGGAGUAUGAUCUAAUCGAAAUUCUGUCAUUUAUUCAAACAUCAGAACAAAUUAUGUGUAGUUUUCAAAGUUUUGAAGAUUUUGGAUGGCGUGUCUUUGUUAUUCUGGCAUAAAUCUAUUGCAAAUCGUCUCCAAAAUGAUAAUAUUGUUUCAGAUUUAAUAUAGCCAAAUGUUUUAGAUAGUAGUGUUUCUCUUUCCCAAUAGAAAGAGAAUUUUAUUUCAGAUCCUUUGUGUUAAAUCAAGAAGCUGGCAGGUUUUGUUUACUUGCUUUUCUGAAAACUAUGUCUGUUAAUUUGACAGAAGAUGAUGUUCAAACAAUACGUGAUGUUCUGCGACAGAUUGGAUCGGGAAGCAGUCAAGGACUCUCGACGGUGUACACUCCUAACGUAAACCCUGCUUUGAAUGGAUACAACAAGCCCCCUAAAGGUUGCAAGUUCUCUGGAAGAAAUUCUAAGUUCAAGAGACAACCACAUGUUCCAGGGCAGCAGCAGCCUGUGGAACCGCGAGUUAACCCUGUGCUGCAGGCUAAAAUGAUGAGGCUUGCUAAGAUGAAUCUGCUUGGAGCUCAUGCCAGCACUGAGGGACCCCUAGGAUACGCGAAUAAGCCAACGGGAGCGAUUAAAACAGCAACUGAUGGGCUGAGUCAGAUUGAUGCAAUUUGCAGGACAGGGCUCCAUACUAGCUGGGAUAGAAUAGGAAGAGCGCCUGAAGAUAUAGUGAAACAGUGCUUAGAAGCGAACUACCUGAAGUUGAGAAAUACUUCAGACAUCACUUCAGAGCAACGAAUCAAGCAGCUGAUAUCUUCAUUGAGACUGCUGCUGAUCGAGUUGAACAUACCUUCGGAUGAGUUUUUGAAGUACUUUGAAGAGUACUUGAACUUGUUGAUUGAGGAGAAAAAUUGGAUUUCAAUCACACCCUCAACAGCUUUGUUCAUGGCUGUUAAUUCUGAGCAGGAUGACGGAAAACCAGAUGAACCAAACAAAGACUCCUGGUUUACUUGUAAGAAAUGCAAGUAUGCCUACCCGCCGCAAAAGUUCCCCUGCAUGAUUUGCGGCUCUACAUUCAAAACUAUUUCAGAUCUGUUUGCACAUAACUUUGAAGUUCACUGUAAGCUUGUUUUUGAGUCGUUCCAAUGUGAGAUAUGCUGUCGUGACUUUGGCCAGAACCCGAUUGCUCUGAGAGGUCACUGUAACGCAGAUCACUUUUGUAAGUUCGCUCACGUGGAGUGCCCGUACGGGUGCAAGGUUUUAAUAGUAGAGGAGGGUAAAGGUACUCUGAAUCAGCAUUUGUACACUGAACAUCUAUGUAGGAUCUGCAACGACCUUGUUGGCAAGUCUCUGACUGACCAUCAGAACCAUUUUCACUCUUUGGAUAAGAACGCCGACUUAAAGGGCAAUCCGAUUGUCGAAGCGCUAACCGCGCCGCCAACGCAGCCGCAAGUUAAUGGUCAAGCCAGUAACGGUUUUAAAAAUAACCAACCCAGAAAGCCAUGGCAGCCUAGAUCGAAUAAGUACGGCAAUGAUGGACGAGGCAAAAGUUUUGACAGGAAAGGGUCAAAAUGGGACAGAGGGGCAAGGUCUCGAGACAAGUCUCAUGAUCGGAAGCGAAGAUCAAGAAGCAGAGGCUCACGCAGCCGAAGAUCCAGAAGCCGAGAACAAAGUAAACGUUCCAAAAGAAGUCGAAGUCGUGACCGAAGUUCAAGGCACAGUCGGGAUAAGAAACGAUCAAGAUCAAAGAGUCGAUAUUCUAGAGCUAGUUACGAUAGUAAAGCAGACAAGAAAUCGGAGCAUCGAAGUUUUGAAACUCACAGCACGCGGGAUACGAAUAAGUCGUUUUCAGCCAUUGAGAUCCCAAUUGCAUCUCCGCCUCAGCGGAUGUAUAGUCCGUUGUCUGAAACAGAACCACUUACAUAUGGCUCGGUAAAUUUGAAUGAAGAGCGAUCGAACCCGGUUUCACUAGGAGUUUCAAUGCCACAGACAAGUACCGCUUCUAAAGGAGAUGCAAAUGUUUUCACUGCUCGCUGGUUUUUAGGCGAUGAAAAAUUAAGUUGGCUGAAAUGUGCUGACUGUUUCCACAAAGUCCCUCCUCCCGGAACCUACUCGUGUCCUGUUUGUCCUGGCGAUUACGAACUGCCCAGCUCUUUGUACAGACAUGUGGAAGUGUCGCACGGAUUUGCUGUUCCAAGAUCAUUCGACUGUGAGUUCUGUUCGGAGAUAUUUAUAAACGCCGCCAAGUGGGACGAUCAUAUGUAUGCCCAUCAUUUAUGCAAAGUUCACAGACAGAAUCUCGCAGGAGUUACAGGGUCUGAAAGUGCGACCUCAUUUGACCCUCGGGAGAAACCGAACGUGGACUUAGCCGUGAACGUCUCUUAUUGUACCGAGUGUGAACAUAGCACUUGGAAGGGGUAUGUUGCGAGUGAGCCUAGAAGGGGUAUCAGCAGUGUCCACGUGAAGUGCCCAGUCCCUGAGUGUCCUAUGAUGUUCCAUUCACAACUCGCAGCAGACAGACACUUCGCCACAGAUAAAAGAUGCGCUAAGUACAGGUUGGACGACAAUCUGAAGAUGAAACACUGCGUGUCGUGCGUGCUGUCCAUGAAACCAACCCGAAUUUUGUGCUCCCAUUGUCCACCCGAACUGUGCGAAUACACGAAUGAGUACGAACUACUCGACCACAUUCUGUCAACACACUUCGUCGAUUCCAGGUUGACAUUGAUUCCCUCCUUCGAUUGCGAUUUCUGUCAACGACAGUUCACCGACUCACAGUUUGGACUCUACAUUGCUCAUCUGAGCCGAGAACAUAAGUUAUGCGCUUUGCAUAAAUUUUGUGACGAAUCUCUAGAAUGCGAGUCCAUGUUUCCCCGUGAUUGGGACGAUCCUUGUGUUAAGUGCGCCGACGGAUCGACGACAGCUGGAAGUACGUCAGUGCCAAUUCAGGUAUCCAGUGGGAUGUUCCAGAGUCCAGGGUUCCCCGGUGUAUCGAAUACACCAGCUCCCAGUUUUAACCUUCCCAAUCCAGUUGCUUCUAUGCAGGCUACUGGUGCCAGUGAACCACUGACUGAUGUCGGUUACUUUAGACUGUCAAGUGCACUCCAGUAUUUUAACUGAACUCAGUUUCGAAAACACGAAUUUGUCUUGCAUGAGUAUUUAUUUCAGAAAGAAAGUAUGCCUAAUGGUUGAAAUUGGAGGUCAAAUAAAUUUGUUAACACA